This is a messenger RNA of Psammomys obesus (fat sand rat), 2206 nucleotides long. It is a transcript of the gene Jrkl, whose product is annotated as JRK like. Bases 513 to 2087 code for a protein of 524 amino acids. The transcript has a single exon. Gene Ontology annotation, cellular component: nucleus. Gene Ontology annotation, molecular function: DNA binding. The record is from RefSeq and is a predicted model, not a curated record. NCBI's taxonomy places the organism in Eukaryota, Metazoa, Chordata, Mammalia, Rodentia, Muridae.
CAGGGGCGCGGGAGCUGGGGAGCGGCUUUCCGGAGAGCGCGCUGAGGGAGGAGCGGCUCCGUCGCCGCUGUAGGGGAGCCGCGGAGGUGGGAGAGCGGCGUGGGGCGCACGGGUGGGCGGCCGGUGGGCCGGGGCGACGGCCUGGCUGCGGGUGGAGGAGCCAGUGGGCCGGCUCCCUGAGGAGAGGGCGCCCGGCUUUUUUCCGCUCUGCGCCAACUUUGGGGUGUGGCAGGGUUAGUGAGAGGCCUGCACCCCCGUCCUGGGCUGGAGCGAGAACGGCGGCCGCCGGAGUACUAAAUCACAAGUCUGUAGCCCCGAUUACCCGCGAGGAGGUGAGGCCUCCUCGUCAAGCCUCCCUUCUGUUAAAGGCCUGCCCCGAGAAUUUCCUGUCACCCUCUGCCUCGCCCUGGUUGCCCACUGUCAGGGCCGCAGAGGCUGAAACAGGUCGAGUGACUGUUAAGUCUCUGUAAGGAUUCUUAAGGAUCGCACAGUGUGAGUUCCCGAGUCUCACCAUGUCAGGGAAGCGGAAGCGCGUAGUGUUGACUAUUAAAGAUAAACUUGAUAUAAUAAAGAAACUCGAAGAUGGAGGCUCUUCCAAGCAGUUGGCGGUGAUUUACGGAAUUGGUGAAACAACAGUUAGGGAUAUACGAAAGAACAAGGAAAAGAUUAUAACUUACGCGAGCAGCUCUGAUUCCACAAGUCUCCUGGCCAAGAGAAAAUCUAUGAAGCCAUCCAUGUAUGAGGAACUAGACAGAGCAAUGUUAGAAUGGUUCAAUCAGCAGCGAGCUAAAGGGAAUCCCGUAUCUGGACCAAUUUGUGCCAAACGGGCAGAGUUCUUUUUCUACGCGUUGGGAAUGGAUGGUGAUUUUAACCCUUCUGCUGGUUGGUUAACCCGGUUUAAGCAGCGGCACAGCAUUAGAGAGAUUAACAUUAGAAAUGAAAGAUUAAGUGGAGAAGAGACUGCUGUGGAAGAUUUUUGUAACAACUUUAGAGAUUUUAUCGAGCAGGAGAAUUUGCAGCCAGAACAAAUCUACAAUGCUGAUGAGACUGGACUUUUUUGGAAGUGCCUACCUUCCAGGACUGCAGUAAUUAAAGGUAAAUGUACUGUCCCUGGGCAGAACUCAGUUGAAGAAAGAAUCACUGUUAUGUGUUGCACCAAUGCAACAGGCUUACACAAACUAAAACUUUGUGUUGUGGGCAAAGCAAGGAAACCUCGUUCCUUCAAGUCGACUGACACCUUAAACCUGCCCGUCUCUUAUUUCAGCCAGAAAGGUGCAUGGAUGGAUCUCUCCAUUUUCAGACAAUGGUUCGAUAAAAUUUUUGUGCCUCAGGUUCGAGAGUACUUAAGAUCUAAAGGCUUGCCGGAGAAAGCUGUGCUCUUGCUGGGUAAUUCACCAACACAUCCAAAUGAAAAUGUCCUGAGGUCAGAUGAUGGUCAAAUAUUUGCUAAAUAUUUACCACCUAAUGUAGCUUCAUCGAUUCAGCCCUUAGGUCAGGGAGUCAUAGCAUCCAUGAAAAGAAACUAUCGUGCAGGUCUUCUCCAGAGCAAUUUGGAAGAAGGUAAUGACCUGAAGUCAUUCUGGAAGAAGCUGACUCUGUUGGAUGCACUUUAUGAAAUAGCAAUGGCAUGGAACUUAGUAAAGCCAGCCACCAUUAGCGGAGCUUGGAAACAGAUUCUUCCUGCCAUAGAGGAAAAAGAAGGGUUGGACUUUGAUGAAGAAGAUAUUUCUGGUGCUACUGUGGCCACUAUUUUACAGCACACCAAAGGACUGGAAAAUGUAACUCCUGAAAAUAUGGAAAAGUGGCUUGAGAUUGACAGUACUGAACCAGGUUAUGAAGUGUUAACUGACAGUGAAAUCAUCAGAAGAGCCCAAGGCCAGACAGAUGAAUCCAGUGAAAAUGAUGAGGAAGGAGUUGAACUGAUUCCAGAAAAACACAUAAAUCAUAAAGCUGCUCUCCAAUGGACUGAAAAUUUAUUAGAUUAUCUAGAACAGCAAGGUGAUAUGAUUCUACCCGACAGACUGGUAAUACGUAAACUUAGAGCCACCAUCAGAAAUAAACAGAAGAUGACGAACUCAAGUCAAUAACUGCAUUUGAGUUUUAUCAUUGUUAAGACUGUAUUUGUGAAACUGCAAUGUGGCAUAAUUUUCUUCCUCUUAUACAUUGUCAAACAGUCCUAUGAAAUACAAAUGCAAAAUGUAUCUGC